UCUAUAAGAUCUGUUAUAGUUGCCCGUAGUAUUGUCACGCAUUUCGCCUCUUUUCAACAUCGUUGUCGCUGUCAAAUAGAUUUAGGUCUGUAUAAUGUUACAUGAAAGGACGCUAUAAGACGAGUAUGAAUUAUAUGUAUAAAGUUGGAUAUUUCGGCAUUGUCUAAAUUAAAAUGUUACACUUUUAUUUGCAUGCUGCUCGACUUCUUAUAUAAAAUAUUUUGGCUCGCACCCACUCGCGAGCUGCCGAGGAACGUUUGAGGAAAUGUCGAAUUGUUGAUUAUUAUGUGAUCUGGGUCUUUUUCGAACGGAUCAAGCCAAGGAAUAAGCAAGGUCUAGCUAUCCAUCUUCCCCAACAACAGAAAGUAAAAUGGAGCAACCAGAGACAGACAGCGAAGAUGAGAUGCCUCCAGGAUGGGAGGAGCGAUGCACAGCAGAUGGACUUGUAUUUUAUGCACAUCAUAGCUCUCAGACAACCCAGUGGCAACAUCCCAGAACUAACAAGAGGAAAAAAGUUACUGGAGAAUUACCCUAUGGAUGGGAAAGACAGAUAACAGAAGACGGAAAAGUGUUCUUUGUAGAUCACAUCAACCACAAGACUACCUACACAGAUCCUAGACUAGCCUUUGCAGUUGAGGAGAGCAAUACAAUCAAUGAUCUGCGGCAGAGAUUUGACAGCAGUUCGACAGGUCUCCAAGUACUUCAUGGGAGGGACCUCACAGGGCGUGUUGCUGUCAUUACAGGUGCUAAUAGUGGAAUAGGAUACGAAACAGCCCGAACUCUGGCAUAUCAUGGAUGCACAGUUGUGUUUGCUUGCCGGAGUAUAAACAAAGCAGAAAAUGCAAUAUCAAAAAUCCAGGCUCAGAGGCCAAACGCAUCAUGCCAUGCUUUGCACAUCGAUUUAGCAUCCCUUGAAAGUGUGCGGACUUUUGCACAAACUUUUGCCAUUAAGUUUGACCGAUGUGAUAUACUGAUAUUAAAUGCGGGAGUUUUUGGCCUACCUCACACCUUAACUGCAGAUGGGCUUGAGACCACAUUCCAGGUCAACUACUUAUCACAGUUUUACCUCGCUGUGCUACUGCAGCCAAUACUUUCUCGCUCGGCACCUGCACGUGUUGUGUUUGUCUCAGCUGAAGCACACAGAUUUGCAACUCUGAAUGAAGCUUGCCCAGAAGAAGAGUUAUCACCCCCCCACAAGGCAACAUAUGAUUCUAUAAUUGCUUAUUGCAACUCUAAACUCUGCAACGUGUUGACAGCCCUGGAGAUGCAACGGAGAUUUG
Molecule: messenger RNA, 1280 nt
Organism: Penaeus vannamei (Pacific white shrimp)
Lineage: Eukaryota; Metazoa; Arthropoda; Malacostraca; Decapoda; Penaeidae
Source: RefSeq, a predicted model, not a curated record